Messenger RNA from Dendronephthya gigantea, 6084 nucleotides. RefSeq names its product myosin-2 heavy chain-like. The record is from RefSeq and is a predicted model, not a curated record. Bases 1 to 6084 code for a protein of 2027 amino acids. Lineage: Eukaryota; Metazoa; Cnidaria; Anthozoa; Malacalcyonacea; Nephtheidae. The transcript has 10 exons.
AUGGAUGUCCUCUAUGAGGAGGCCAACAGACGUAAAAGCAAGUUGCAAGACGAGUUGCUAGAAGCUUGUACCAAAGUUGCUAAACUUGAAGCAACUUGUGCUUCGUUGAAAGAGAGAGAAGCCCAAUGGCAGAAGGAUAUCAUGGCUUCACAGCAGCGAAAUAGCAAACUCGAGGUGGAUGUGCUGUCGGCGUUCAAAAAGGUGGCGCAUUUGGAGUCGGAAUUGGAAACGUUGGAGUCAAAGAACAACAGCAUUCAACAUGAUCAUGUCGCGGCUCGUGGCAAAAUCUCGCUCCUCGAGACGGUCAUCGAGAGAAUGAAACAGCACCGUACUAGCAUGACCCACAGUACUGACAACUGGAGUGUUGAAAAUCACAAACUUCUAGAGCUUGAAGCAAAGAAUGAACGAGUUACGAGGGAAAAUGAUGAUCUUAAGCAUGAGCUUCGGCGCGUGAGGAAUAAAGGUUUCUUGAUGGAAGACAGAUUAAGCAAAUCUUUGAUCGAACAGGCAAGCGCUAGUGGGGGGAUUAGCGAGAUGAAAGAGCCCCAAACAGACAACAGCGUGAAAAUAUUGUUGGAUGAGGUGAAUAAAUACAAGCAGUUGUAUGAGAAUGCUGUGAAUGCAAGUUCCGAGAACGGUGAUUGUAGAAGAUUGUUAGCUGAGGUGGAGAAAUACAAAGAUCAAUGCAGUAGAGCUGAGGAAAAACUGUUUGGCAUGUUAGAAUAUGAAGUAAAGUUUAAGGAAGCAAAGAUGAAAUGCGAGGAAACGAUUGUUGAACUGAACGGAGCAAAACGUAAACUAACUCUGGCCGAAGAGCAGUUGCAGAAAGCGUUACGAGAGAAAGCAACCAUUGCUAUGGAAGUGGGGAAAAGCAACGAUAAAAGCCUUAAAGCUCAUGAGACUUUAAAAUCCAUGGAAAACGAGAUGAAUAAUUUCAAACUCUCGUUAGAAAAGGCAGAAAAACGUGCAAAUGAGACGGAAGCCAAGUUACAGAAGAUUUUUGGUGAACGGCAAUCGUUGGCAGAACAUUGCCAAGAUUUGAGCAAUGAAAUGCGAGAGUCGAACGCAGAACUAGAGCAGGUUUUAGCUGAGGGUGAGCAGUUGAGGGAACAAUUGGAGAACACGAGGGGGUCACUUAUGGAUAAGGAGGAGGAAUGUUCACAAUUGAUCCACAGCAAAAAAGCACUGAAAGAAGAAAUGGAAGAGUGCAGCGCCACCUUAAGUCAGCUUGAAAGCGAAUUGUUGCGAUGUAAGAGACAGCUGGGUGAAUACAAGGAUAACGCGGACAUUUGGGAACACAAGGAGAACGAAGGGGUAAAGAGGGUUAAACAGUUGACCAUGGAGAUAGACGACUUAACCGAGCGAUUAGAUAAAAAGACCAACGAAAAUGUUGAAUUGAAAAACAAACUGAAGAGUUGCUUGGAAGAUAAAGAGAACGUCAGCGAGGAACUGGAGACGACGCAAGACAAAGUGGUUGCCAUGGAGACAAUUUUGAACCGCGCAGAAAGAGAAAAGCAUGGGCUCGAGGAAAAUGCAGCCGAAUUAGAAUCGACGGUAUCCAAACUUGGUGAUGAGGUCAGAAGACUCCGGAAGGAAUUGGAGGAGCAGAAAUAUGAGUCUGAAAGUAUCUUUAGACGAAGUCAGGAUGAAAUUAUGAAAGCCAGACAUAGUUCUAGCGAGUUUGAAACGCUGGAGACGAAGUGUGCUGGUUUGGCGGGAAAUUUGGCAGAGUUAGAGGGAAAGUAUGACGCCAUCGUUGCCGAGCGACAAGAGCUACGGCGGGAAAAAUUGAAAUCUGAAAGUGACAUCAGUCAACUUGAGCGCUCGCUGGCUCUUGUGAAUAAGGAGAAGAUUGAGUUGCAAAGUGAGAAUGAAAGUUUGAGUUCUGCCAAGAGUAAACAAGAUGGCGUCGUUAUGAAAUUGGAGAAGGAAUUAUUGGAAUUAAAGGAAACACGUCAAGAGCUUUUUGAAGAAAAUCAGGACGACCAGGUAAAGCUGAAGAAACAGACGCAGGAUUUAGUAGCAGCCCUGGAAAGAUUAGAUGCUAAAACUAUUCAAGUCGACGAACUUAUCGAGCGAUGUGAAACGUUGAAACACGAACGCAAAACCCUCCGUGAAGAUUUGCUUAACUCAAGAGAACUGUCUUCCAAUGUUCAAAUUCAACUCGACAAAGAAAUACGCGAAAAGCAAAAUCUCACGGACGAGUUAACAGAAGCGAAGAAGAAAGUUAAACGUCGCGAAGAUGAAAUACAAGAUCUCGAGAACAAACUAGCGGAACAGGCUGACAUUUUAGAGAAGGGGAACCGUCGCAGUCGCGAAGAACAAGGACAGAUGAGAGUUGUUAGGCAAGAACUUGAUAUUCAGGUUGAGAACUACCAGGAGAAAUGCAGUGAACUCGAGCACACAAAGGGAAAACUAGAAUCACUGCAGCUUGAGCAUGAGAACAAAAAGAAAGAAAUUUUGAAUAUGGAAGUUUCAACAUCGAAAUUAGGAAGUCAAGUGAGUAAACUCGAAAGAGAGAAAGGCGAGUUGAACGCUGAACUGGAAAAUCGUAACAAUGGAAUGGCAAAACAGAACGAGAAUCUGGUGAAAUUACAGAAACAGGUCAAGGAAAUGAAAGAGAAACUGGAGAGUUCAGAAGUUCAAGUGGACGAGCUACGGGCAGCAAACCAGAGACAGAUCGACGACAACCGAAGUUUGUUUAAACAGGUUACACAGAAAAAUUCCGAUUGUGCUGAGCUUGAGGCUAGCGUGAAAGACCUCAAUUCAAAUAAAAUCAACCUCAUGAAAAACCUCAAAAAACUGGAGGAAAAAUGCCAGAAUUUGGAGAAACAAGCGGAGGUAGAAUUCCGUGAAAAACUAAAACUCUCUGAAGCUCUGAAAGCCAGUAACGAGAGCAGAGAGCAUGCGUCGAAUGAUGUGACGAAAUUGAAGGACCAGGUGAAGGAGUAUAAACAGUUGUAUGAGGCAAACGUCAAGGAUUCUGUUGUCAGGAAAGAUAGUUUGGAAAAGAAGUCUUGGCAGAACCAGGAAUUACAUAAGAAAUACAGCAAGCAAGCUAUGAAGUUGUCUGAGGUGGAGAAAAAUCUGGAGGAAAUAAAGUCGACAAACAACAGGCUAUCCAAGGAAAAUUUCAUGAAACAAACAAAACUAAGUAAAGUUGAAGAAUUACUUCAGAAGACGAUGGAGGAAAACACAACCCUUAAAUCCACUGAAAGAGAAGCACAACGACUCUUAACUGAGAUGAACGAGGACGCAGACGACUACGAACUAGAAAUACAGAACCUCAAACUUCGUAUUUGUGAAAUACAAGCGGCCAAAAAUACGCUGGAGAAAACGAAUUCGGUUUUAACCAAAGCAAGUGAGAGCGAACGCGUUAAAGACAGUCUGAAAAAGUUGGGCCAACUGGAAAAGGAUUUUCAUGCCAUUUCGUUUGCAAAGGAGGAGCUGGAAGUUCAUUUGGCCAAUGCAAAUGAAUUAUUGAAUCAAAGUGAAGCAAAAGAAAGCGAGUUCAGGAAACAGCGGGAAGAACUUAAGCACACAGAAAGUUGUUUAUCAGAUAUUGAGUUUGAGUGUUCUGCUAUCAAGAAGGAGAACACGCUUUUGAAGGAAAACGUCGUUCGUUUGGAAGACAGUUUGAAAGCAUCGGAAACGGAUUUGAAUAAACUAAAGAAUGAAUUAAAGCUUGCUCAAGUAUCUAGAAAGACCGGGUAUUCAAGGGGUGGUCUAUUCAUUGCUAAACAAGGGGGGAAAUCAAAUAUAAACUCGAAUGGAAAGCCUAACAUGAAGUUAGAAGAACCUCUGACAAGCACGCCGCUGACCUCACCUCGCGGAAGCCUUCAUUCGAGGUCGUGUGAAAUUCCCGCCCCAAAACAACAAAAACGAGUUUUGAAACGACAUUAUAGUCUAGACUCGAUCAACACUGCAAAUUAUUUUAACCGUGGCAUCAACGAUAGACUGAGCACAAGCCUAGAAAAUUUAGGUAAUGAUUGGUCGAGGGAUAAUGACGUCGAAGUGAUGGAUACGUCAUUUGACAGUCUGACCGGGAGUGAAUAUUCCAUAGAUCCGUCGGAAGUUAGAGGAUUUUCACGAAAAUUGCACGAGAAAAAGUUUAAAGAAGCAGGGAUCGAAGACUGGGAGACAGUCUCUGACGUCAGCAGCUUGGCGUUUAACGCUGACACAGCAGUUCUGGCUGACCUUGAACCUGAUGUGGAUCAAAGCGAUGCAGAGAGUAUUAAGGCUCCGAAACAACGUUUUGAACACACUAGUGCGAAACCAUCUCCCAAGCCCAGGAGAAGAUCAAGUAGUCUGACCAGAACACCUUCUCUUACAACAUUAGUUGAAAAACAUGAAGAGGUGGUUCGUGAUUCCGAGCCGAUUACGAAUGUCCCUGAAAAAGUAGCGAGGAAAUCCGAAUAUUUGCCGAGUGCUCUCGAGCUAGUAAGAAGCGCUGUCAAUGCUAAUAAAGAAUCGCAUGAAGAAAGAAAUUCGAGUUCCCCUGAUUCCCGUACAAAAACAGCCGACAUUAAGACGAAACCCACCGACGAUCCACCAGACAAGUUCAAAGUUGAUGCGAGAAACUCAGAUGAAGUCGUAGAACUUACCGAUAGGCAAGCGAGGCAUUCCGAUCAUAGUCCGAAUCUUCCCGAUAUUUCCCUGCAGUUGUUUCAUGACGAGAAGAUGCCAAAUGUUGAAAUGAACAGGGAAACUCCAGUUUCCAGUGUUUUGUCCAGUCCUGGCGAUGGGGCGGAGGAAAGUCAUAGAAAUACCAUGUCAAAGAUUCCCAGAAAAACGGAUCUCAAAGAAAUUUCGAAUUUUAUCACAGACACUACUCAAAGUUCAAUUUUGACUACAUCUCCGAAAACCUCCAUCACUUCAAAUGUGAAUUCCUCUCAUGCAGGUGCAUUUGAACCAUCCAAAUCAUCUGUACCAUCAGGCUCGCUUGUUAUACCAUCUAACCCAUUUGAAUCACCUUCCAACCCAUUCUUGGUAACUUCUGACUCAUCUCCAUCGUUUAACCCGUUUGCAGAAACAUUUGAACAGUCUGUCUUACCUUCUAACCCAUCUGUUGUACCAUCUAACCCUUUUAUUGUUCCAUCUAAUCCAUCUGUUAUGCCUUCUGACCCAUCUGUUGUAUCAUCUAACCCAUUUCUUGCAGCUUCUAACCUCUUUGUAUUACCCAACUCAUUUGUGGAACUAUCUAAUCCAUCUGUUGUACCAUCAGAUCCAUUUGUCGUACCGUCUGAUCUAGCUGUUGUACCAUCUGAUCCAUCUGUUGUACCAUCUGAUCCAGCUGUUAUAUCAUCUAAAUCACCUAUUGUACCAUCUGGUGCAUCAUUCAAUUCAUCUGUUGUAUCAUCAGAUCCAUCUGUUGUAUCCUAUGAUCCAUCUGUCGUAUCAUCCAAUCCACCUGUUUUACCAUCUGAUCCAUCUACUGUAUCAUCCAAUCUACCUGUUGUACCGUUUGAUACAUCUGUUGUAUCAUUCAAUCCAUCUAUCAUACCAUCAGAUCCAUCAGUCGUAUCAACAAAUCCAUCAGUUGUGUCAUCACAUCCAUCUGAUGUACCAUCAGAUCCAUUUGUCGUACCGUCAGAUCCAUCUGGUGUACCAUCUGAUCCAUCUGUUGUACCGUCUAAAGAAUUUGCGGUGGCGUCAAAGCCGUCUAUCUCCUUUACCAACACUCAGACUUCUUCUUUAAACCCCGCUCUUGCUCUUAAUAACUCUGAGAGCGUCAUAACUCCAGCUUCGAAUGUACCAGUUGGCGCCAGCCCUUCAGUAAACAGAAAGAAACUUCAGGUCGUUACUGACGAAACUGGAGAAAGUAAGCGGGUGAGAAAGGUGAAAGUAAAAGAUAUGAAGAGCCUAUGGGAAGAAAAACAAAGCAAAAAUGUCGAUUCUCAAAAAGUUAAGUAUAAGAAAAGGCAAGAAACUAAUGUUAGUAACACUCCAGUUGCAACGAGUUCAGCGGUAGCAGUUAGUGCUCAGACUUCUGGAAGUGCUGACGACGGCGAUGAAGGUUCUGGGGAAACUCCAAAAAUACCAAAAGUAUCGGAGUUAGUCUCUCUCUGGAACAAGGUCAAUUAG